Molecule: messenger RNA, 1130 nt
Organism: Mytilinidion resinicola
Lineage: Eukaryota; Fungi; Ascomycota; Dothideomycetes; Mytilinidiales; Mytilinidiaceae
Product: phosphoribosylglycinamide formyltransferase
Exons: 2
Coding region: 69-755 (228 amino acids)
Biological process (GO): 'de novo' IMP biosynthetic process
Cellular component (GO): cytoplasm
Molecular function (GO): phosphoribosylglycinamide formyltransferase activity
Source: RefSeq, a predicted model, not a curated record
CUUCAAAAAAUUAUUUCUCAAAAUUUACCUCAACUUACGCACCACAAUCAGCAUUGCACAUACUAACCAUGCCCGAGCCAACGUUCAACCUCACUGUCCUCAUCUCCGGAAACGGUUCCAACCUCCAAGCCCUCAUCGACGCCUGCGCCUCCUCCGCCCUCCCCUCCACGCGCAUAACACGCGUGAUAUCAAACAAAGCAGACGCCUACGGCCUCACCCGCGCCUCCAACGCCUCAAUCCCCAGCACCGUCCACAGCCUCGACCCCUACAAAGCACGCUUUCCCAACGCCAAAAAGCCCAAACUCUCGUCCCCAGAAGCCCGCUCGGAGUACUGCAAAGACCUCGCCAAGCUCGCUCUGGAGGUUACGCCGAAGCCCGACCUGAUCGUCUGCGCGGGAUGGAUGCUCAUCCUCACGCCCACGUUCCUAACGCCGGUCGCGGAGGCAGGGCUCAAAAUCAUAAAUCUGCAUCCUGCGCUUCCCGGGGAGUUCGACGGGAUCGACGCGAUUGGGAGGGCGCAUAAGGCGUUUUUGGCGGGCGAGAUCAAGAGGACGGGGGUUAUGAUACAUGAGGUUAUUGAGGAUGUGGAUGCGGGGAAGCCGGUUGUGACGCAGGAGGUGGAGAUGCGGGAGGGGGAGAGUAAGGAGGAGUUGGAGGCGAGGAUACAUGAGGUGGAGCAUGGGUUGAUUGUUGAGGGGACGAGGAGGACGUUGCUGGAGAUUGGGGACAGGAGGAAGACGGAGGGUGGGGCGUGAUAAGGGGAGCGGGAGAGUUUGGGUUUGUGAUGGAGUUCGGAGAGAAAAAAGUGUUGAAAAAAAGGCGGUAUGUGUUUUUCUUGUAUGUAUACUUCGAGGGAUUCUAUUGUAUAUGAGCUUUCGGUGCUUGCGUUGGAAGCGCGUGUCUGAUCGUAUCAACCGGGGAAACAACCGAAUUGGCAAAGCCAUAUCCAAGACUCGGUCCUGCUAUGCAGCAGUCAAAACAAGCCAUUCAUCACUAAAAUUCUCAGAAAGGAAGUUGUGUUCACGUGAUGGGCACGUGACAUCAUAAAGGAGAUAUCGAAGGACGUCAUAACGACCGAAGAGAGCUGACGUAAACAUAUUUAGUUGCCAUCAAAAUAGAGAAGUAAAGAC